Molecule: messenger RNA, 745 nt
Organism: Lactuca saligna
Lineage: Eukaryota; Viridiplantae; Streptophyta; Magnoliopsida; Asterales; Asteraceae
Source: the annotation of a GenBank genome assembly
AUGGAGGAUCACUCGUUUUUUAACAACAUGAUGCUAAAUCUUCGUUCCACCUGCAAGUAUUAUACUGGAUACCCAAAGGAUCUUGGGCCAUCAAGGGUUAUUCAUUUUACUUCAGAGCGUGAAUUUGUUCAUCUUCUGCAUCAAGGUCACCGUGUGGUUGUUGCUUUCACAAUCAAGAGUAAUUAUACAAAACAUCUUGACAAGGUAUUGGAGGAAGCUGCUGCUGAGUUUUAUCCAGAAAUUAAAUUUAUGCGAGUUGAAUGUCCAAAAUAUAUUGGAUUUUGUAUGACACGACAAAAGAAGGACUAUCCAUUUAUAGAAAUGUUUCAUAGCCCAGAACAAGCAAAUCAAACAAGGGGUGUUGAUCCAAAUGUUACAAAGUACUCAGUUAAAGUUUUACCUUACAACUAUGAUGUGAGCGCAUAUGGAUUUAGAGAGUUUUUUAAACGACACAACAUACAGUCGUCUAGUCACAAGUGACCUGGCACGCCACCUGGCUUUAUGGGUUUUUUUAUAGUAGGAUUUUAUGUUUGCUUGUAACUUCAAUUUGGUAGAAUUUAUAUUAACAUUAUCUAUUUUUCUAUUUACUAAAAUUCAAGUUUACAUGUAAUAUAUAUUAGCAAUCUCUAAAUAUUAUUAAAAGAGAAACCUUAUGACAUCAUCUAAAAUAAUCUGAACCGUUGAUUGUGUUUUUUUAUAGGUUUUACACCCUUAGAUCAAUUUGCUUACAUCACCUUGAUCAAAC